AUGUUAACGAGAGCACUAAGAUUGAUAGUGCGGACUAGGAGUCUGCCCAAAAGACAGGUCCGUUGGUACAAUGACUUGCCCCCCGAGGUUGAGGAGGAAUAUGGAAAUACCAUCGAAGAAAUUGGGUAUGAUGAUGAUGGAUUCCUUCUCAAGGAUAGCUUCUACACCGAAAAAACGUUCCAGAAUUCGAAGUUCUAUCAGCAUAUGCAGAAUGUCCGCGCCGAGCAGGAACACCUGAUUGACUUAAAACUGAGAUUUCUUGCGAAACAGAACGAAGUAGACGUCGAGGAGCUGCGUAAAAAAUUAAACGAGAGAGUCCAAGCACAAGUCAGCCAGGCCCACAAAACUCAGCAGGCUAUAAAUGACAACAUUGCAUCUUUUGAAAGAGAAAUGAGCUUGCCCUUCAAAGUGGACCUUGUUGGCGAUUUGCUAAAAAUGCUGAAAUUUGAGUCCGAUGAUCUGGAGAGUUCCCCCGUGUAUCAAUUUUUGGUGAAAACAGAUGCCCGCUUGGCGCAGGAUCUCCGUUCUCUGCUGUUGCGUGGUGUUUCUGCAGAGCAGAAAACACAGCUCGAAUCCCGAUUAAGCCAUGGAACCUGGUCAGAAAACAAGAGACGACAAUUGCAAGAGCUGAUUAAAAAAAGAUACGUCGAGUUCGUGAACUACAAACAAAAGAAGGAUACCGAGCCUAUCUCGAUUAACGAAAUAUUUGACCUUAUGGAUAAGUAUUCAAGUUUUGAGCAAAGCGAUCUCUACGAAAUCCUACGUGAAAUUGAUCCUAGAUUUGGAACACUUUAUGCAGAGGUUCGGACUCUCGCGGAGGGAGAGGAGCGAAAAUUACGUCACGUGCAACUGAACAGACUACUUGCCGACGAGAGUUCCGGAAUCUGGAAAGUUUUGAAUGAUCUGGACAGCCGUGAAUUCAAGGCUGUCAAAAGUGUCCUUGAAGACGAACGUGCAAAAUUCGAGCCAUUGGGUGCAGAAAGUUUGGUCUCAUAUGCGCGUAUUGCCGAGAAAGAUGAGGAUCUGGAGAUAUUUGAUUCCAUUGACGAAUCUCUGAGUGUUUUCCUGCAAAAAGCUCGCGACAACGAGAAUGACGAAAGAGUUGUUGCUCAAGUGCACGACAUUUUGACCACCGAGGGACCACUGAAGGACUUUUUGGAAGACACCAAGAGCGAACAAUAUCAGAAGCUUCAGGCUAAAGUUAACAAAGCAAGGAUUAAAUACCACAAAGAGGUUGUGUUGAAUCCGCUAACUAAAGAGAUCAAGAGCCUUGCCAAAGAAGACCAGUCUAAAUUGAGUCCCGAGGUGGCUCAGAUAAACAAAUACUACGACCUUUUUAUCCAAACUAUGCACCAGUUGGAGCAGGAGCUGAAAAACGGGGAGUAUGAGCCAAUUUCCUCGAAAGUACACCUGGAGGCACCAAGUCUUCUUGACCGUGAACCAACUCCCCAACAGCUCGCCGAGGUCCAAAAAUUAAAUCGUUCAAAGAGAUACGACGCUGAAGAUGACACCCUCCGGUUCUGUGCUCACAUGAUUAUGCACGGAGGUAAAAGACAGCGGGCAAGAAGAUACAUCAAUCAAGCCCUAUAUCUGGUUUAUCUUGAAACCAGGGAGAACCCUGUGGACAUUUUGAAACAGGCUCUAGACACUGUGGCUCCUUUGGUGGUGACACGCGUUGUGAAAACCGGAUUUGCCAAGAACUACUCGAUUCCUGCUGCCUUGACUCCUAGACAGCGGAUGCGUACUGGGUUCAAAUGGAUUUUGGAGGCCAGUGAUAGCCGUGCUUCAAACGACUUCCCUGUGCGUCUUGCCGAAGAAAUCUUGAACGUUCACAGAGGAAACUCGAAAUUGCUUGAGAAGAAGACCUCUUUGCACAAACAGGCCGUUGCCGUCAGAUCUUACCUGAAACUAUGA
This is a messenger RNA of Ogataea parapolymorpha DL-1, 1914 nucleotides long. Its product is annotated as 37S ribosomal protein S7, mitochondrial. Lineage: Eukaryota; Fungi; Ascomycota; Pichiomycetes; Pichiales; Pichiaceae. Bases 1 to 1914 code for a protein of 637 amino acids. Gene Ontology annotation, molecular function: mRNA binding; rRNA binding; structural constituent of ribosome. Gene Ontology annotation, biological process: translation; ribosomal small subunit assembly. The transcript has a single exon. Gene Ontology annotation, cellular component: ribosome. The record is from RefSeq and is a predicted model, not a curated record.